CCUUACUUUUUCAUAAUCCUGUUUCUGGUCAAGGAUAUUCUAAAUUUCUAAUGCUUCUAGAUAGAGUGAGAGAAAGAGAAAGAGAAAGAGAGACAAGUUUUCUUUUUCUUUUGUUUGUAUCAUCACAAAACCAAGAAGAUGCAUAUAAUUUUGCUGUGCUGAAGAAUCAAUCUUUUAUUAUUUGUAAGUCCUUCAACGGAUAUUAUUAUUAUUAUUAUUAUUAUUAAGGGAUCUUUAUUUAUGGCCUUCUUCUUCAAUAGGUUUCCUUAGAAUAUUAUUAAUUUGUAAAAGAAGGAUUUUUUAUGACUAAUGAUUGAUGGGUAAGAAGAAACCACAAAAGAUUAAGGAACUUUCAUCAAUAGAAAUAGCUGAAGCAGCAUCAUCAUCAAAAGAAGCAAUAAUAGAGCAACAAGAAGAACAACAAAAACAGGUACCAAGGAAAAGAGGAAGACCAAAGAAGAUUAUUGUGAAAAUGGAAGAGAAAAAAGCACAAGCAAGCAUGGAUAUUAUUAUUAGCUCAUCAUCAAUGGAACAAGAACAAGGCAAAGAGAACAAAGAAGAAGAAGCACAAGUUCCUAAAGGAGGGAUGGUGGUUGCUUCUAGAAGCAGAGUUAGGAGGAAAAGCAAACCAACAAAAAGCAUGAGAGAGAAUGAAAAUGACUCUCCAUACAAAAGUUAUGUAAGAGGAGUGGAGGUUGAUUUGAGCCAUAGUUCGAUCAUGAGAACACUCCAGAUAAGGCCAAGAUCCUUUCCCAAAGCUAGCUAUGAAGAAAGGACUAAUGGUGACCCAAGGUAUGAGGAUAUAGUGAGUGAUUUUUGUGUUUUGGGGAUGAAUUGGAUAAGAGAUUCACAUGGAGGUCCAAACCAACUGAGAAGGGGUGACUUCAUACCCGAAGCAAAAGGUUGUGUGGUAUUUUUCGAGAAGAUAUAAGUUUGAGAUGAAGAUCUCAAUCGGAAAAAACCAAAUCGAACGCUUUGGUGCACUUCUAAAAACUGGUACUAGAAUAGAGGAGUUGGUUUCGCUCACAGAUCAUUAGAAUCGAACCACCAUCGAUUUGUCAAAAAUCGACAAAACAAGUCUAUUGCAUAAUGAAGGGAGGAGAAGUCAAGGUUCCGGAGAUCAUUGCCAAUAGCAUUCAGAAAAUAGCAGUGGAGAAUAACUCUGGAACAUGGCUAAGCCAUCCAAGCACCAUCCUACACUAGUGUGAAAAGGUUGGGUAAUCUUUGAAGACGAAGACAAGGAUGGAAAAUGUCACAACUACUCAGAGACAAAGAAGGCCACAGAGAAGAAGGGAAGCAAGGCAAGAAACAGAGCAAGCACCCAACCCCUUUGGCUUGAGCCAAUUUUAAAGUGUCUUUGAAGGAAUUUCAAGGCAAUACAUUCAGGUUCAAGAGCAAUAAAAAGACUUUCAAUAACAAAUGAUGGAGCAACAGAGAGAACAAUAUGCACAACUUCAAGAAUCCAUCAACAACAUGGCUCAACAAGAUAAAAUCCUCAAUGAAAUCUACAUCGUCAAGGUGUGCAAGAUAGAGUCUUCCUAGAGCAUAGGGACAGGGUCGAAUAUGAUGUUAACACCCAAGCCAAGCUUGAUUUUUUAUGUGCUGGAUUUCCAACUCUAGUAGACGCAUCAAGCCCUUUAGAGAAGUUUUUGGUGAACUAGAAAAAUUUGAGAUGGGAAAGGUGAAGUACAAUGACGAGAAAUUGAGGAAAGCUAUGCAAGAAAGAGGAUUCUGAAAGCAAGAGCAGGAACCAAGGAGAAGCAAACCAAGUAGAGUCAAAGAAGAAAAAAAGAAAGCAAGGAGAGACCAGCAAGAUGAACAAAGAUUGAAAAGGUGGUGGAGUUCCUUUCUUAUAAGGAAAUGCAUGUAUGAAAUAGAACAUGCUUCCAAUUCUCUUUAUGUUCAUUCAUGUUAUUGUGUGCUGUUUUUAUUAUUGUCUUGUUUGCUAGCUUUGAUGAUGCGUCACCUUAUCUUACUUAAAUUGUGUGCUUGUAAUUUGAAUUCAAUAAAAGGGAUGUUAUUAAAGAAAAGAAAGUUAAGUCUAUCCUAUGAAAAA
Messenger RNA from Arachis ipaensis, 2056 nucleotides. RefSeq lists its product as uncharacterized. NCBI's taxonomy places the organism in Eukaryota, Viridiplantae, Streptophyta, Magnoliopsida, Fabales, Fabaceae. The record is from RefSeq and is a predicted model, not a curated record.